GGAGCAGCAUAUGUGGAAUUUGAUGUACAUCUUUCAAAAGAUCACGUGCCUAUAGUAUACCACGAUCUCACGUGUUGCAUGGCCAUGAAAAAGAAACUGGAUACAGAGCCUUUGGAACUGUUUGAGAUUGCAGUCAAAGAACUCACGUUUGAUCAGCUUCAAUUACUGAAGCUGGCUCACGUGACUGCCCUGAAAGUAAAAGAUCACAAUGCAUCUUUUAAAGAAGAGGAAAACAACUCUGCUUUUGAGACACAGCCAUUUCCUUCCCUUCAGAGAGUCCUGGAGUCUGUUUCUGAAGAUGUUGGGUUUAACAUAGAAAUAAAAUGGAUCUGCCAACAAAGAGAUGGACAGUGGGAUGGCAACUUGUCGUCUUACUUUGAUAUGAACCUCUUUCUAGAUAUUAUCCUAAAAACUGUUUUGAUGAAUGCUGGAAGAAGAAGAAUUGUAUUUUCUUCUUUUAAUGCAGAUAUUUGUACCAUGGUUCGGCAUAAGCAAAACAAGUAUCCGGUGUUAUUUCUCACCCAAGGAGAAUCUAAACUGUAUCCAGAACUUAUGGAUCUUCGAUCUCGUACAACUCCAAUUGCCAUUACUUUUGCACAGUUUGAAAACUUGCUGGGAAUUAAUGUCCACUCUGAAGACCUACUGAGGAAUCCAUCAUUUAUUAAAAGGGCCAAAUCUAAAGGCCUAGUUAUUUUUUCAUGGGGUGAUGAUGCAAAUGACCCAGAUAACAGGAAAAAGUUGAGAGAAUAUGGUGUUCAUGGGUUAAUAUAUGACAGGAUAUAUGACUCAAAUCCUGAACAACCAAAUAUAUUCCAGGUGGAGCAGCUGGAACGUCUCAAGAAGGAGCUACCAGAGUUGAAAAGCUGCGUGUGUCCCACAGUUAGCCACUUCAAAUCCAUAUCUCCAUGUAAAUGUCGUCACAGUUGCCUGGAAGAGAAGGCUGUAGAUAACCUGAAGAGUGUUCAGAUGCAAAAGGACUGA
Molecule: messenger RNA, 981 nt
Organism: Eurypyga helias (sunbittern)
Lineage: Eukaryota; Metazoa; Chordata; Aves; Eurypygiformes; Eurypygidae
Gene: GPCPD1
Product: glycerophosphocholine phosphodiesterase GDE1 homolog (S. cerevisiae)
Exons: 9
Biological process (GO): glycerophospholipid catabolic process
Molecular function (GO): glycerophosphocholine phosphodiesterase activity
Source: RefSeq, a predicted model, not a curated record